AUGGGGCUUCCUCUUCUAAGGAAAUUUAAAAUGCCCCAGUUGGAAACGUGCAAUGGCUCCACGGACCCAUUGGUUCAUUUGGAAACGUACAAAUCUCUGAUGCAUCUGCAAGCAGUACCAGACGAAGUCAUGUGCAGGGCAUUCCCAGUAACUCUCAAGGGGAGUGCCCGAGCUUGGUUUAAUAAACUCCCUCCUGGGAGUAUACGUAGCUUCAAAGAGCUUAGCACAAGCUUUGUAAGCUACUUCAUUGCUGGCCAACUCAACGGCAAACCAGCAACACAUCUCCUGACAGUAAAACAAGGGAAAUAUGAGUCACUAAGAGCAUACACCACCAGGGUCAACAAAGAGGUGGUUCAGAUAGAUGAAGCCGACGAUAAUGUAAGCAUAACUGCAUAUAUAGCCGGAUUGUACUCUGGACAGUUUCUAUACCUCUUGUCUCAAGAACCACCCAAAACUCAGGCAGAGCUUAUGCUCAGAGCUCAGAAACACAUGAACGCAGAGGAAGCUAUCUACGCAAGACGUACACAUGACGGCUUUGAUCCCCAAGCAGGACCAUCACAGGUUGGCGAAUUUCCUCCACCUGAUAAGAAGAGAAGAGAAUCCACCCGCAAGACGGGAGGUGAACCAAAGAACAAAAAAGUGGAUUCAAGAUCAUCCCCAAAUCGAGGAAAAGCAGGAGGACCGGCCCAAGGCCAGUACAAGCAGUUCACUUCGCUCAUAGCUACGGCAAAGCAAAUCCGUAGCAUCCUAUAG
This is a messenger RNA of Rhododendron vialii, 753 nucleotides long. RefSeq lists its product as uncharacterized. The record is from RefSeq and is a predicted model, not a curated record. Bases 1 to 753 code for a protein of 250 amino acids. NCBI's taxonomy places the organism in Eukaryota, Viridiplantae, Streptophyta, Magnoliopsida, Ericales, Ericaceae. The transcript has a single exon.